CAUGUAUAUAUAAUCCAUUAUUAUUAUUUGUUGGGGACUCUUAAAGUUAUUAGAUCACUGAAAUAGAGAGCCAUGGGAAGAGCUCCAUGCUGUGACAAGGCUAAUGUAAAGAGAGGGCCAUGGUCUCCUGAAGAAGAUGAGAAGCUGAAGAACUACAUAGACAAAUAUGGCACUGGUGGUAAUUGGAUUGCUCUUCCACAAAAAGUUGGCUUGAAAAGAUGUGGAAAGAGCUGUAGACUUAGAUGGCUUAAUUAUCUGAGGCCUAACAUUAAGCAUGGUCAGUUCUCUGAAGCAGAAGAUAGAGUAAUCUGCAACCUCUUUGCUACCAUUGGAAGCAGGUGGUCAAUAAUAGCAUCUCAAUUACCUGGGAGAACUGACAAUGAUAUCAAGAAUUACUGGAACACCAAGCUCAAGAAGAAAAUGAUGGCCAUCCAUGAUAAUAAUAAUAAUAAUCUAUUAUCUUCUUCAAUUCUUCAAAGGAAGCCUCCUACUCCCCCUCAUCAUGAACAAGUUACCCUUUUAUCCAUGUUGCAAAAUAAUCCAACAUCAUCAUCAUUCAUCAGCCAUCAUGGUCCUGCUGAUGGAUCAUCCUAUUCUUCUUCAUACUCAUCAAGCCUUCUGAGUAGUGGUGGAAAUAACUCUUCCACUUCCAAUUCCAAUUUUCAAGGGCAAGAAAGUAAUUUGAUGGGACAUAGCAUGUUUGUGUUUGGGGGUGAAGCUACUGCUAAUAGCUGCAGUUCUUCUGAUGCUAGCUGCAGCAAUAACAACAACAACAAUCAUGUGAUAGAGCAUGAUCAUCAUCACCAUGGAACUUUUGUUGAUCUCUACAAUAACAAUAAUAAUAAUGGUGGAAUAUUAUGGGGAGAAAAUCCAUUGGUGGAGGAUUAUGGCAUAGUAGAAGAAAUCAAAGAGCUAACAGCCACUACUACUACUACAUCUACUACUAAUUGUAACAAUAACUUUUUGUUAGCUGAAAAGAAGACAGACGAAAGGGUCAUGUACUACUAUUGAGUACUCAUAUUCUAUCAUAUCUUGCUCACUUUCUUUAUUAUGUUAUUGCCUAACAAUAAUAACAUACUCCACAUUUCAUCA
Molecule: messenger RNA, 1092 nt
Organism: Arachis ipaensis
Lineage: Eukaryota; Viridiplantae; Streptophyta; Magnoliopsida; Fabales; Fabaceae
Source: RefSeq, a predicted model, not a curated record